AUGCGCACUCUCACGCGCACUCUCACGCACUCUCUCACGCGCUCUCUCACGCGCUCUCUCACACGCUCUCUCACGUGCCUCUCACGCGCACUCGCACGCGCACACUCACGCGCUCUCGCACGCGCUCUCGCACGCGCUCUCUCACGCGCUCUCUCACGCGCUCUCUCAAGCGCUCCCUCACGCGCUCUCGCACGCGCUCUCGCACGCCCUCUCUCACGCGCUCUCUCACACGCUCUCUCAAGCACUCCCUCACGCGCACUCUCAUACACACUCUCACGCGCUCUCUCACGCGCUCUCUCACGCGCUCUCUCCUGCGCCUCUCACGCACCUCUCACGCGUACUCUCACGCGCACUCUCACGCGCUCUCGCACGCCCUUUCUCACGCGCUUUCUCACGCGCUCUUUCACGCGCUCUCUCAAGCGCUCCCUCACGCGCUCCCUCACGCGCUCCCUCACGCAAUCUCUCACGCGCUCCCUCACGCGCUCUCUCAUGCGCUCUCUCACGCGCACUCUCACACGCACACUCACGCCCUCACUCACGCGCGCUCUCACGCGCUCUCUCACGCGCUCUCUCACGCGCUCUCUCACGCGCUCUCUCACCCGCUCUCUCACGCGCCCUCUCACGCGCUCUCUCACGCGCUCUCUCACGCGCUCUCUCACGCGCCCUGUCACGCGCUCUCUCCCGCGCCUCUCACGCACCUCUCACGCGCACUCUCACGCGCACUCUCACGCGCUCUCGCACGCCCUUUCUCACGCGCUUUCUCACGCGCUCUUUCACGCGCUCUCUCAAGCGCUCCCUCACGCGCUCCCUCACGCGCUCCCUCACGCAAUCUCUCACGCGCUCCCUCACGCGCUCUCUCAUGCGCUCUCUCACGCGCACUCUCACGCGCACACUCACGCCCUCACUCACGCGCGCUCUCACGCGCUCUCUCACGCGCUCUCUCACGCGCUCUCUCACGCGCUCUCUCACGCGCUCUCUCACGCGCCCUCUCACGCGCUCUCUCACGCGCUCUCUCACGCGCUCUCUCACGCGCCCUCUCACGCGCCCUCUCACGCGCACUCUCACGCGCACACUCUCGCACUCUCGCACGCCCUCUCUCACACGCUCUCGCACGCGCUCUCUCCCUCGCUCUCUCAAGCGCUCCUUCACUCGCUCCCUCACGCGCUCCCUCACGCGCUCUCUCAUGCGCUCUCUCACACGCUCUCUCAGGUGCUCCCUCACGCGCUCCCUCACGCGCUCCCUCACGCAAUCUCUCACGCGCUCCCUCACGCGCUCUCUCAUGCGCUCUCUCACGCGCACUCUCACGCGCACACUCACGCCCUCACUCACGCGCUCUCUCACGCGCUCUCUCACGCGCUCUCUCAUGCGCUCUCUCACGCGCUCUCUCACGCGCUCUCUCACGCGCUCUCUCACGCGCUCUCUCACGCGCCCUCUCACGCGCUCUCUCACGCGCUCUCUCACGCGCUCUCUCACGCGCUCUCUCACGCGCUCUCUCAAGCGCUCCCUCACGCGCUCCCUCGCGCGCUCCCUCACGCGCUCUCUCAUGCGCUCUCUCACGCGCUCUCUCACGCGCUCUCUCACGCGUUUGCUCCCGUGCACACGCUCUCCCUCUCGCUCCGUCUCUUCCCUUCUUCAAAUGAAAAAAACAACCCGCGCUGGUGCACCAACCCGCGCUUGCGCUCGUGCACCUGUCGCCGGAGGCGACGGCGGGGAGGGAAGGAGAGGCGACGGCAGGGAGGAGGGAGAGGCGACGGCGGAGAGGAGGGAGAGGCGACGGCGGAGAGGAGGGAGAGGCGACGGCGGGGAGGAGGGAGAGGCGACGGCGGGGAGGAGGGAGAGGCGAUGGCGGGAGGAGGGAGAGGCGACGGCGGGGAGGAGGGAGAGGCGACCGCGGGGAGGAGGGAGAGGCGGCCGCGAGGAGGAGGGAGAGGCGACCGCGGGGAGGAGGGAGAGGCGACCGCGGGGAGGAGGGAGAGGCGACCGCGGGGAGGAGGGAGAGGCGACGGCGAGGAGGAGGGAGAGGCGACCGCGGGGAGGAGGGAGAGGCGACCGCGGGGAGGAGGGAGAGGCGACCGCGGCUGGGAGCGAGAGAGGGGCGAUGGCGGGAUGGGAGGGAGCGGCGACGACGGGGUGAGAGGGAGAGGCGACGGGGCGGAGUAA
This is a messenger RNA of Closterium sp. Naga37s-1, 2160 nucleotides long. The record is from the annotation of a GenBank genome assembly. NCBI's taxonomy places the organism in Eukaryota, Viridiplantae, Streptophyta, Zygnematophyceae, Desmidiales, Closteriaceae.